AUGAAUAAGAUUCUGCAUAACAUGCUACUCGUUCGACCCGUAACAUACCUCCUAUCGAGACGUCAACCCCAAUAUCUUCGCAGAAUGACGACUAUGACUACGACAGUUUCUACGCCCUCGGGACAGACCAGAUUCAAUCAUGCAAGAUUUAUCCCACCGGAUGCCAUCUUCGCGUUGACAGCUGAAUACCUGCAAGAUUCUCAUCCACAAAAGGUCAAUCUGGGCCAAGGCACGUAUCGCGAUGGCGAUGGAAAACCCUGGGUUCUUCCCUCUGUGACCAGGGCUCGCGAGACACUUUCAGCUCAAGGGUUGAAUCAUGAAUAUCUUCCAAUUCUAGGCCUGCAGACUUUUAGAGAAGCCACGGCGGAAGCGGUACUAGGAUCAGAACUAUUUGCCCAGCAGAAGUCCAAGCUCGCAACAUGUCAGAGUCUGUCGGGAACGGGCGCUUUGCAUCUAGCUGGAUUGCUGCUCCGAGCCUGCCAAUCUCCACUGCCAAAGAUCUACAUCCCCGAGCCAACCUGGUCGAAUCACCAUCAGGUAUUCAGUUCGCUCGGUUUCCCCUGCGAGAGCUUCAAAUACUACGACCACGACACGAGGGAUCUGGAUAUAGAAUCCUACUAUUCGACAUUGAAGAAUGCAGAGCCACAGUCCAUCGUAAUCCUCCAUGCUUGCGCGCAUAAUCCCACGGGCUGUGACCCGACAAAGGAGCAAUGGCGGGAGAUUGCGCAAUUGAUGAAGGAUCGUCAGCUAUUUCCACUCUUUGAUGCUGCUUAUCUAGGCUUCAAUUCGGGCAAUUACGAUGAAGAUGCUUUUGCAAUUCGAUAUUUCGUUGGAGAAAUGGAGAUGGAGGCGGGAAUAUGUCUAUCUUUUGCGAAAAAUAUGGGCCUUUAUGGUAAGUUUCGUGGAUACCCGCCCAUCUGGCGCGCGAAAAGGAAGAGGAGCCCUGAACUAAUUGAGAAUGCGAUGAUAGGAGAGAGAGUCGGCUGCUUUAUGUUAGCCACGAAAACCAGCGAAGCCGCCGUGAACACCCAGUCGAUGCUCGAGAUGCUUCAAAGAUCAGAGGUAUCGAAUCCUCCUGCCUUCGGAGCGAAGAUUGCGAGCCAAGUAAUGGGGACAAAGGAGCUGAAGGAGAUGUGGUUCACCGACAUGGUGACCAUGAGUGGUCGCAUCCGGUCGAUGAGGAAAGCACUAUAUGACCACUUGCUCUCGUUCGGCGCACCUGGGUCUUGGGACCAUCUCAUUCGCCAAUCAGGGAUGUUUGGGUUUCUAGGACUGUCUCCGGAGGUAGUUUUGAAGUUAAAGAAUGAGUACCAUGUCUAUAUGGCUGGCAAUUCUCGGAUCUCGAUUGCGGGGUUGAAUCCUAGCAAUGUUGAAUACGUUGCUCGCUCAAUCACACAGUGCCUAAAGGAUUCUUAA
Penicillium cataractarum is the source of this 1416-nucleotide messenger RNA. RefSeq lists its product as uncharacterized. Lineage: Eukaryota; Fungi; Ascomycota; Eurotiomycetes; Eurotiales; Aspergillaceae. Gene Ontology annotation, biological process: L-aspartate biosynthetic process. Gene Ontology annotation, molecular function: L-aspartate:2-oxoglutarate transaminase activity; pyridoxal phosphate binding. The record is from RefSeq and is a predicted model, not a curated record. The transcript has 4 exons. The coding region runs from base 1 to 1416 and encodes 471 amino acids. Gene Ontology annotation, cellular component: cytosol.